AAGCCGUUGACUGAGCUAGUGGAUCUUUUAGGUGAGCUAGGGGCUAUUGGUUUGGCUAGGAUAGUUGUUGGGAGAGCAAAAGGAUUUGUUGGCCGAGCUAGCAAAGCUAGUAAAAUUGAGCUAACGACUCCACCAAUUGGAUUUCUUACCAUUAGUUGGUCUGAAAGAGUUUUAGUAUUGCUAGAAGUGAACUCCUAUCUCCCUUAUUAA
Molecule: messenger RNA, 210 nt
Organism: Ilex paraguariensis (yerba mate)
Lineage: Eukaryota; Viridiplantae; Streptophyta; Magnoliopsida; Aquifoliales; Aquifoliaceae
Source: the annotation of a GenBank genome assembly